Cololabis saira (Pacific saury) is the source of this 3773-nucleotide messenger RNA. RefSeq names its product pyridoxal kinase-like. Gene Ontology annotation, molecular function: pyridoxal kinase activity. The transcript is spliced from 11 exons. The coding region runs from base 266 to 1195 and encodes 309 amino acids. NCBI's taxonomy places the organism in Eukaryota, Metazoa, Chordata, Actinopteri, Beloniformes, Belonidae. The record is from RefSeq and is a predicted model, not a curated record. Gene Ontology annotation, biological process: pyridoxal 5'-phosphate salvage. Gene Ontology annotation, cellular component: cytosol.
ACUGCCUGCAGAAACGACUAGUCCUUAGUAGCAAAGCGUUUACUCUCUUUAACAGUUGUUUAAAGUAUAGUUUAGUCAGAAACCCUGAUGACAGGGGGGACUAGUCCUUAAAGCGUUUACUCUCUUUAACAGUUGUUUAAAGUAUAGUUUAGUCAGAAACGCUGCCGAUGACAGGGGGGACUAGUCCUUAGCAGCAAAGCGUUUAUUCUCUUUAACAGUUGUUUAAAGUAUAGUUUAGUCAGCUCUGUCGGUCUAAACUGUGGUAAUGGAGUGUCGUGUGUUGUCCAUCCAGAGUCAUGUUGUCAGGGGAUAUGUAGGAAACAAGUCGGCAUUAUUUCCGCUACAGGUCCUUGGUUUUGAAGUGGACUCCAUUAACUCUGUGCAGUUCUCCAAUCACACAGGUUAUGCCCAAUGGAAGGGACAAGUCCUGACAGCAGAGGAACUGAAUGUUUUGUACGAGGGUCUCAAGCUCAACCAGGUGAACAACUAUGACUACAUUCUCACAGGAUACAGCAGGGACAUAUCCUUCCUGGAGAAGGUGGUCAGUAUUAUCCAGGAGCUGAAGAAAGCUAAUCCAAGCUUGGUGUACGUGUGUGAUCCUGUUAUGGGAGACCAUGGUGCUAUGUAUGUUCCAGAGAAUCUGUUGCCUGUCUACAAGACCCAAGUUGUGGCCAUGGCAGACAUCCUCACACCUAACCAAUAUGAAGCAGAGAUGUUAACUGGGAGGAAAAUAAACACAAAGGAUGAUGCUAUUGAGGUGCUGGACUUGCUUCAUGAAAUGGGACCAGAGACUGUCGUCCUCACUAGUACAGACCUGCUCUCGGGAAAUGGGGACCAGUUCCUGGUGGUGCUUGGGAGUCAAAAAAUAAUGAAACCUGACGGGACAACCAGCAGUCUGAAAAUCUGCUUGGACAUCCCCAAGUUUGAUGCUGUAUUUGUGGGGACGGGAGAUCUGUUUGCUGCCAUGUUGCUGGCCUGGACACACCGACACCCCGAGGACCUGAAGGUUGCCUGCGAAAAGACCGUUUCUGUGAUGCACCAUGUCAUUAAGAGGACCGUCACUUAUGCCAAUGAGCUAGCUGGGCCGGGCAACAAGCCCAGUCCCGCCCAGCUGGAGCUCCGGAUGGUCCAGAGCAAAGACGACAUCGAGAACCCUGCCAUUGUUGUCCAAGCUAAGGUCUUACAAAAAUGUUAAACUCUGAAGAAGGAGAGGCUUUCAGUAAAUACACAUUGUGCUGGUACUAAUCAGUGAAGUCUCUUGGACACACAUUGAAUGUUCACAUCAAAAAUGUUGACAUAUCUUUGCCUUACAACAGCUAUGAUUGCCAUGUUUUUAGAAGUUAUAGCAUAUUGUAUUGUACAAUGUAAUGACAAGCUGAUUUGUAUCGCUUAGAUCUUUGUUCCUGUCAUAUACACAUUGUCUGCCCUUUUUAUUUAAAAGCAAAAGGGGCAGCUGGAUUAAAAAUGGUGUAAAUGUUCUUUAAUCGUGUUCUAUAGUGGGUAGAAAGGUAGAACUGUUUAUCAAUGAGGGUUUACAUGGAUAGAUGCAAACUGCUCUGAAUUCACGAGGAAAGUAAAACUGCAGCAGCAUUGGUCCGGCCUUCGGCCCUACGGCCACCGUUCCCAUCAAACUCACCCAUUCAUCAUAGAAAAUGACUAAAUUCUGGGUUUCUGGUAUAAAUGACCAAACAUUUACACACACAUGAGUGUGAUGACAAGUCUCCUGACAUGGAUAUCCACCAUUAUCUUUCACUCGGAGCAUUUAAUUUUGGCAAGUUCCUCAUGCAGCUCCGUUAACUUCAGCUAAUGCUGACAUACUUUUUAUAUUUCCUCAUUUUACUUCACAUGUUCUUCAAUAAAACUAGUAACUUUGAUCAACUAUAUAUUCCAUUUUUGAAAUAAUUUUAAACAUUUUGUCAGUGCCCCUGAAACUUCUGUCCACCCUGUCAUUAUGGGGUAACUGACCAUUUAACAGAUCAACUAAUGUAAUUAGUAACAUCAUCACACCAUUUGGCCUUUAAGUAACAGGUCAACUGCCGCAAAUACGUCAAGAUCCUUCCUUAUAUUUCCAGAUUUUCAUCAUAGUGUUUGUUGUUGGUGUGUUACAGCUUAACAUGUCCACACUGUCAUUUAUUAAUAUUUUUAAACUAAUCAGAAAUUCAAAAUACAUUUCAUAAACAGUAUAGUCACUUUCAACACUGAAUCACUUUGCUUGCUGAAGACCCACUCAUUAAGAGCUAAAAGUAGCAAUAAAUGUUCACCUUGUCUGUCAAUGUUUCCAUGACGGGGUGGACACGUAUACGAUAAAGAAAAUCUGAGGUUUCCAGGACAAUGCAAAAUGAAAUACAAAGCAUGUGUCUUGUUGCCAACCGGUGGCGUUAAAGGUUUUUCCACUUAUUACACUGCAAAUGUGUUCAGAGUUGGACUGUGAAAAUAUGCACCAAAUUAGGACAAGAUUAAACAAUAUAUGGUUGGGUUACGGCAGUUGACACAGUCUGGGCCCCAUAAAUGUUCUAGCUUCUAUAUACUGAUUGUAAACAGCAAAUCUUUGUAUAAUGGUUAAAAAGAAUGUAUUAAAAAUCAACCGUUAAUUGAAAAGUAAUGAAAAAAAAAAUCAUGAAAUGAUACCGAGAUAUACAGUUAUAUUUCUACAAAAUUUGAAAUCAACUAAAAUAUAUGUUUAGUCUCCAAAAUUUUAAAAUGUCACUGUACUUGUAGCGUUUGACCAGUCUGAAUGAAACACAUGAUUUAACCAGCUGAGGUCGACGUGUUUGUGAUGAGUUUGAACAUGAUCGGACAAAGUAUGGCAGAAAUAUAGAAUGAAGAAGUACUUAUUAGACUCUAUGUUGCCGUGUAUGGAAAUGUUGCUCCAUCUGAUCCUUGAAUCUCCCCUCUGAAAAACAAAUGGGUAAUUUUUGUAUUUUUUUGAUGAUUUCUUUUUCAUGUGUGGUAAAACUGUGCACUUCCUGUUUCAUGGCAAAUGACAAAAAGACAUGAAACAUUUUCGUGAAGAUGAUUUUGGAAACAUUCAGUACAAAUCUCUGAUCUGAUGAAGCAUGGCGUAAUUACAGGAAAUAAUGUCACAAACACCAUUUUCCUUUCACCAGGAGGUGGGGCUAUGGAGUUAAUCCAAGAUUGUCAUAUCCAUUUGUUCAGCAUGGAAGCUUCGUCAAAACGUGUGAAUGUUGGUGGUACAAAACCUGUGUCAUUAAUGUGCUAUUUCUGGGCAAGAGCAAUAAUUCCUCGUGCUCAUGCAAUUGUGCAAACGUAAUGUAGUUAAAAGGAGUCCUUUUCUGUGAAUCAUGUCAAAUAUAGUUAUUUCAUAUUUAGAUUGAAUUCAGUCACAGUGCAACUCCAACAAAAAUGUUGACCAUGUACUGCUGCAUAUACAAUCUAGGUUAAUUUUUUAUUUUUAUUUUUUCAGACAAUAUCAGUGGCAGUCGUUGCUGUAGCUGAUGUCAAACAUAUUUCUCAAUUUUCUAAAUCACACUUUUUAAGUGUGCAGCAGGUAUUUUAUGAUAGAUUUUAUGUUCUCAUCUCAAAUUUAUGUAUUUUCAAAGAUAUCUUAAAUAUGUCUACUAAUGAUUUUCUUUUUUUUAUUUAACAAUUUAGUGUCAAGUAAAAUGUGUCGUAGACUAUGCGUUAGUUUCAAUAAGGUUAGGAAAGCAAAACCUGGUUAUGAAUGUGUGCUUAAACUAAUGUGGAUCAUAACACACUGCCAAGUACGAGCAAUGAGUGAACAAGAAAAAUAAAUGUCAAAUCUUUUACUGAAA